Eubalaena glacialis (North Atlantic right whale) is the source of this 1882-nucleotide messenger RNA. Its product is annotated as heat shock 70 kDa protein 1-like. The record is from RefSeq and is a predicted model, not a curated record. Gene Ontology annotation, biological process: protein refolding; cellular response to unfolded protein. NCBI's taxonomy places the organism in Eukaryota, Metazoa, Chordata, Mammalia, Artiodactyla, Balaenidae. Gene Ontology annotation, molecular function: ATP hydrolysis activity; ubiquitin protein ligase binding; ATP-dependent protein folding chaperone. The coding region runs from base 1 to 1815 and encodes 604 amino acids. The transcript is spliced from 2 exons. Gene Ontology annotation, cellular component: cytoplasm; vesicle; blood microparticle.
AUGGCUGCUGCUAAGGGAACAGCCAUUGGCAUCGACCUGGGCACCACCUACUCCUGCGUGGGGGUGUUCCAGCACGGCAAAGUAGAGAUCAUCGCCAACGACCAGGGCAACCGCACCACCCCCAGCUACGUGGCCUUCACGGACACCGAGCGGCUCAUUGGCGACGCGGCCAAGAACCAGGUAGCCAUGAAUCCCCAGAACACUGUCUUUGAUGCCAAACGGCUGAUCGGCAGGAAAUUUAACGAUCCUGUAGUGCAAUCAGAUAUGAAACUUUGGCCUUUCCAAGUAAUCAAUGAAGGAGGCAAGCCCAAGGUAACGGUGUCCUACAAAGGGGAGAAAAAAGCUUUCUACCCUGAGGAAAUCUCUUCUAUGGUACUGACUAAGAUGAAGGAGACUGCUGAGGCUUUUUUGGGCCACAGUGUCACCAGUGCUGUGAUCACCGUGCCAGCGUACUUCAAUGACUCUCAACGCCAGGCCACCAAGGAUGCAGGCGUGAUUGCAGGUCUCAAUGUGCUAAGAAUUAUCAAUGAACCCACAGCUGCUGCCAUUGCCUAUGGCUUAGAUAAAGCAGGGCAGGGAGAGCGACAUGUCCUGAUCUUUGAUCUGGGUGGAGGCACAUUUGAUGUGUCCAUCCUGACCAUAGAUGAUGGGAUUUUUGAGGUAAAGGCCACAGCUGGGGACACCCACCUGGGUGGAGAGGAUUUUGACAACAGGCUUGUGAGCCACUUUGUGGAAGAAUUCAAGAGGAAACAUAAGAAGGACAUCAGCCAGAACAAGCGGGCCGUGAGGCGGCUGCGCACCGCCUGUGAGAGGGCCAAGAGGACCCUGUCGUCCAGCACCCAGGCCAACUUGGAAAUUGAUUCACUUUAUGAAGGCUUUGACUUCUACACAUCCAUCACCAGAGCCCGGUUUGAAGAGUUGUGUGCAGACCUGUUUAGGGGCACACUGGAGCCUGUGGAGAAGGCUCUUCGGGAUGCCAAGAUGGAUAAGGCUAAAAUCCAUGACAUUGUUUUAGUAGGGGGCUCCACCCGCAUCCCUAAGGUUCAGAGGCUAUUGCAGGACUACUUUAAUGGUCGUGAUCUCAACAAGAGCAUCAACCCCGAUGAGGCAGUUGCCUAUGGGGCUGCAGUACAGGCAGCCAUUUUGAUGGGGGAUAAGUCUGAAAAGGUACAGGACCUGCUUUUGUUGGACGUGGCUCCCCUGUCCUUAGGGUUGGAGACAGCCGGGGGUGUCAUGACUGUCCUGAUCAAGCGCAACUCCACCAUCCCCACCAAGCAGACGCAGAUCUUCACCACCUACUCAGAUAACCAGCCUGGGGUAUUGAUCCAGGUGUACGAGGGCGAGAGGGCCAUGACGCGGGACAACAACCUGCUGGGGCGCUUUGAUCUGAGUGGAAUCCCUCCUGCACCCAGGGGAGUUCCCCAGAUCGAGGUAACCUUUGACAUCGAUGCUAACGGUAUUCUCAAUGUAACAGCCAUGGACAAGAGCACAGGCAAGGCUAACAAGAUCACCAUCACCAAUGACAAGGGCCGGCUGAGCAAGGAGGAGAUCGAGCGCAUGGUUCUGGAUGCUGAGAAAUAUAAAGCUGAGGACGAGGUCCAGAGAGAGAAAAUUGCUGCAAAAAAUGCCUUAGAAUCCUAUGCUUUUAACAUGAAGAGUGCUGUGAGUGAUGAAGAUCUACAGGGCAAGAUUAAUGAGUCUGAUAAGAAGAAAAUACUGAGUAAAUGCAGUGAGGUCCUUUCAUGGCUGGAGGCCAAUCAACUGGCUGAGAAAGAUGAGUUUGAUCAUAAGAGAAAGGAAUUGGAGCAGGUGUAACAUACAUAGAAAAGUGUACAAAUCAUCACGGGUUUUCACAAGCUCCCCAGCAGUUUGCAGUAGGAAG